UCUAUUGUGGUUCAGUUUGAGAUUUCCUUUCCUUUUACUGCACUUGCUUUACAGUUUCCUGCUUUGUCAAACACGUAUGUUUGUCACAGGUAACGCUAAUGGAGCUUUGUUUUACAUGUACAGCCAGAACGCCCGGAUGAGUUGGCAAGGAUAGAAUCAGUAGGUGGCCAGGUCAUCUACUGGCAGGGACCCCGUGUCCUGGGGGUGCUUGCAAUGUCAAGGUCAAUUGGAGACUAUUUCAUGAAGCCAAGCAUAUCAGCUGAGCCAGAGGUGACCGUGACUGACCGCACGGGCACGGACGAGUUCAUCAUCCUGGGGAGCGACGGGCUGUGGGACGCCAUGUCCAACGAGUACGCUUGCAGGGUCGUGAGGUACUGCCUGAGCGGGCGCUUGGCGGCCAAGUACCCCGCGACGGUCCACGGGAGCUCGGCCACCGACGCCGCCAAGCUGCUGGCGGACAUGGCGAUGGCGCGGGGCAGCGAGGACAACGUCAGCGUCGUGGUGGUCCAGCUGAGGCGCAUGGUGUGGAGGAGGAAGGCUGCUCGCCAGAACGGCAGGACGUAGCCUGCGGGAGUCCCCUCCCGGCUCGUCGCAAAUAUAAAGCAUGCAUGGCGACGGAGCGAGGGAAGGAGAAGGAAACUCGCAGUAUGACGGGACGGUGUGGGGGAAAAAAAAAGAAAAAGGGCUAUGAGAGCUGCUCCUAUAUAUGGUGUGAUUAGGAGUGUGUUACUCGUAGGCUUCGUAGUCCGUGCCGUUGUGUUGCGUUGGUUCUUUAGUUAUCCUGACAUGCAUGUGGCAUUCCGGACAUAUGCAUGGAAGCAUAAUGAAAC
Setaria italica (foxtail millet) is the source of this 830-nucleotide messenger RNA. Its product is annotated as probable protein phosphatase 2C 8. NCBI's taxonomy places the organism in Eukaryota, Viridiplantae, Streptophyta, Magnoliopsida, Poales, Poaceae. The record is from RefSeq and is a predicted model, not a curated record. The transcript has 2 exons. Gene Ontology annotation, biological process: protein dephosphorylation. Gene Ontology annotation, cellular component: cytosol; nucleus. The coding region runs from base 214 to 564 and encodes 116 amino acids. Gene Ontology annotation, molecular function: protein serine/threonine phosphatase activity.